AUGAUAAAUGGUAUGCAAUAAAUAGAUUAGUUAUCAUUUUAGAAGAUUUUGCUGAAGUAACUGAAUACCUAAGCGGAAGUAAUUAUACAACUAUUAGCUUAAUGUAUAGUUUAUUAGCAAUAAUUAGUAAAAAUAUAGUACUUGAUGAUUCCAGUAUAGAAGUUGUAGAUUUAACCAGUCCAAAUACUGCCUUUGAUGAUAAUGUUGGUUACGAAGAUGCACUAGAGGAUGAAAAAAUCAACAUUAAUAUUCUACAAAACUGUAAUGAUCUUAAAAAUCGCGUUAAAGCAGCACUAUAUCAGUCUAUUAAUCACUAUUGGAAAAUCCCACAAGAGCAAGGAAUAUUGGCUACUUUGUUAGAUCCACGAUUCAAAAAUCAAGAAACUGAAUCUAGACCCAUUUCAUCAAAUUCAUUGUUGGCAAGAAUGUUUCAAAAUGAUCACACUUGUAUUGAUGAA
Messenger RNA from Funneliformis caledonium, 458 nucleotides. Lineage: Eukaryota; Fungi; Glomeromycota; Glomeromycetes; Glomerales; Glomeraceae. The record is from the annotation of a GenBank genome assembly.